AGACUCUCAGGAUUGGCGAUUUCGGUCACUCUGUCGCGCUGCCCCUCCAAGAGAAUGAAAGUGAUGGACUGGAAGGCGAUCAUUGUUAUAUGGCCAGAGAGCUCCUUGACGGUCAUUGCGGUGUGUUUUCAGACAUCUUUAGCCUCGGAAUGAUAAUCUAUGAGAUGAUCAGCAAUCGAUGUGAUGAACUUCCAGGAUAUGGCUCUGAAUGGCAUUACUUGCGCAGCGGAGAACCCAUUUUCUGUGAAUCUCGUAGUGUUGUCGCAGGGAUUGGCUCGGAAUCAAGCUCAGGCUCAAGCUCAGGCUCUGGCACAAGCUCAGGCUCUGGCACAAGCUCAAGACCUGAAUUAUCGACGAUCAGCAGUAGAUAUGAACGGUUUUCAGUGGAACUAUUAAGCCUUGUUCAAUACAUGAUGCAACCCACUUUCGAGAAGCGACCUCAAGCGACAGAGAUUUCAGUCAUUGCUUCUCGUUUUGAUACCCAUUUUAGCAGAGAAAACAAAGGUCAUCUCGCAUGACUUGUAAAUAAACUAUUUUAUUAAAUGAAAA
This is a messenger RNA of Lobosporangium transversale, 549 nucleotides long. RefSeq lists its product as hypothetical. The coding region runs from base 90 to 518 and encodes 142 amino acids. Lineage: Eukaryota; Fungi; Mortierellomycota; Mortierellomycetes; Mortierellales; Mortierellaceae. The record is from RefSeq and is a predicted model, not a curated record. The transcript has a single exon. Gene Ontology annotation, biological process: protein phosphorylation. Gene Ontology annotation, molecular function: protein kinase activity; ATP binding.